This is a messenger RNA of Aspergillus mulundensis, 1308 nucleotides long. It is a transcript of the gene cwc25, whose product is annotated as U2-type spliceosomal complex subunit CWC25. The coding region runs from base 1 to 1308 and encodes 435 amino acids. Lineage: Eukaryota; Fungi; Ascomycota; Eurotiomycetes; Eurotiales; Aspergillaceae. Gene Ontology annotation, cellular component: U2-type spliceosomal complex. The transcript is spliced from 2 exons. The record is from RefSeq and is a predicted model, not a curated record. Gene Ontology annotation, biological process: mRNA splicing, via spliceosome.
AUGGGCGGUGAUCUGAACCUCAAGAAAUCAUGGCACCCCUCCCUCCUCCGCAACCAAGAGCGCGUAUGGUCCGAAGAAAAGCGCGCCCUGGAAGAACGCAAACGCAUCGACCAACUCCGCCGCGAGCGCGAUGAGGAGCGCCAAAUCCAAGAACUGCAGAGGCUGCAGGAAAGCGCGGGCGGGACGCGCCAGCUCCAGCGCGUCGACUGGAUGUACCAGGAGCCGUCGAGCGCGUCGGGCCACUACGCCGAGGAGAUGGAGGGGUAUUUACUGGGGAAGAGGCGGAUCGACGGGAUCCUGCUGAAGAAUGACGAGAGCAAGAAGCUUGAGAAGGGGGCUGCGGCGGGGCCUGGUUCUGCGACGGGUGCUGGUGCGGGUGCGGGUGCGCUUCCGCCGGUCGUGCAUAAUACGCGCGAUACGAUGGUGAAGGUCAUGGCGGAUCCGUUGCUGGAGAUUAAGAAGCGCGAGCAGGCGGCGUACGAGACGAUGGUUAAGGAGUCGGUGAGGCGGCGGGAGCGGGAGGAGGGGAGGGAGAGGGAGAAUCGAGACCGAGACCGAGACCGGGAUCGAGAUCGCGAGAGGAGUCACCGGCGCAGACGGGAUAGCGGCGAUGAUUCGCAUCGGUCGAGUCAUCGGCGUCGACACCGCUCGAGGUCGAGGUCGAGAUCGAGGUCGCCGCGCGAAGACAGAGAUCGUCGUCAUAGGGAUCGAGACCACGAUCGUAGGAGUCGUCGGGACCGGGACCGGGACCGCGACCGCGGUGGAGAGCGGGAGGAGAGAGGUGAUAGAGUCCAUCACUCGAGCAGUCGUCGGGGUAGAGACCGUGACGAGCGGUACGAUCGGGCAGCGCGCAGGUCCGCCUCCCCUCGAUCUGACCGCCGCCGGGACGGACGAGACCAAGAACAAGACUACCGACGGGACAGAUACAGCCGCGACGACCGCCGAGAUACUCGACCCCCGCGAGACAGAGACACAGACUCCUUCGGCCGAGACCGACCUCGCGACCGGGCACCAAACACCCGCACUGGAGACGCAGCCGCAGCCGCAGAACAGCAUGCUCAGGACCUGGAAGAGCAGCGCCAGCGCCGACUCGCCGAGAUGCAGUCGAAUGCUCAGGACAUGGAAUCCACGCGCCGGCAACGCGUCGCCGAGGUCACGGCCAUUGAAGAGAAGCAGCGCCAGGAGGAUGAUAAGCGGCGGACAGACCGCGGCCAGUUCAUGUCGGGCUUGCAUCGGCAGCUGCAGGAGGAUAGUCUGGAUGAGCGGAUUCGGCGGAGUCGGGGUGCGUUGGCGAAGGAUGAAGAUUGA